Molecule: messenger RNA, 2286 nt
Organism: Morus notabilis
Lineage: Eukaryota; Viridiplantae; Streptophyta; Magnoliopsida; Rosales; Moraceae
Product: E3 ubiquitin-protein ligase RGLG2
Exons: 12
Coding region: 433-1851 (472 amino acids)
Biological process (GO): protein K63-linked ubiquitination
Molecular function (GO): ubiquitin protein ligase activity
Source: RefSeq, a predicted model, not a curated record
AAUAUCAUGAUUUAAUUUAAAAAUAUUAGAUCCACAAAACAAAAGGCAAAAGUCGCUUUGUAAGCGAAACUAGUUUGAUAGUACCAAAUUGGAGACGACGAUGUUUCAUGAACUAUCCUCGUAAGUCGUAACUCAGAGCCGAGUCUUCUUAUCUUUUGAGGCGGUUACGGGAAUGAGUCGUGUUUGAAGCCACUUCUUUGGUCUAAGCCAAAAAAAGAAACAAUCUUUUUAUUGGUAACUUCACAUAUAUUUCAGAGCAUAUUCAUACCAUUGGGUUCUUGGUGUUUGUUUUGUACGCAUCGAUUUGCAUUGAUUUGGUUGAUUUGAGAAACAGAGGAAGUGGUUUUUGUGUUUUUCUUUUCCUUUUUUUUUUUUUGCUGAAGAGGGAUUUUGUGUUUAGAAUUGUGUUUUUGUGAAGAGAAUUGAGUUUUGAUGGGUGGAAGUAGUUCAAGGGAGGAUAGUUGGAGGAGGAAUUCGUCCCGUCGUGCGAGUUCUUCUGCUUCUUCGUGGAGUGAGUAUCCGCAUGGUCAAGAGAGUCAUCAUAGCUAUGCACCUCACCAACAAUAUCGUUAUGCACCCCAACAAUAUCCCUAUGCACCCCAGCAAUCUUUUUCGUCUGCACCCCAACAAUCUUACGGCUAUGGGUCCUCGCAGUACCAUGAUUCGCCACCAUCGCAGGACCAGCGUGGCAGCCAUGCCGCAGAUGGUAGGAGGGGGUUGGACAGGAGAUACUCAAGAAUUGCUGAUAAUUACAAUUCCCUGGACGAGGUGACUGCAGCUCUUGCAAAUGCAGGGCUUGAGUCUUCCAAUCUUAUUGUUGGUAUUGAUUUUACGAAGAGCAAUGAGUGGACAGGUGCAAAGUCAUUCAACAGAAAAAGCUUACAUCACAUUGGAGAAAGUCGGAAUCCCUAUGAACAAGCAAUAUCCAUUAUUGGGAAAACCUUGGCUGCUUUUGAUGAAGAUAACUUAAUUCCUUGUCUUGGAUUUGGAGAUGCUUCAACACAUGAUCAAGAUGUCUUCAGCUUUUAUCCUGAUGAGAGAUUUUGCAAUGGAUUUGAGGACGUCUUGAGUCGCUACAGGGAGAUUGUUCCUCAUCUACGACUUGCAGGACCCACUUCAUUUGCACCGAUAAUCGAAAUGGCCAUGACCAUUGUUGAGCAGAGUGGUGGUCAGUACCACGUUCUAGUGAUAAUUGCGGAUGGUCAGGUGACUAGAAGUGUUGAUACUGAGCGUGGAAAGCUAAGCCCACAGGAGCAAAAAACUGUCAAUGCCAUUGUUGAAGCUAGUAACUUCCCCCUUUCAAUAAUAUUAGUUGGAGUUGGAGAUGGACCAUGGGAUAUGAUGAAGGAAUUUGAUGACAAUAUCCCUGCUCGGGCUUUCGAUAAUUUCCAAUUUGUGAACUUCACAGAAAUAAUGUCAAAGAAUGUGGCCCCAUCACGAAAAGAGACUGAAUUUGCUCUAUCAGCGUUAAUGGAAAUUCCUUCUCAGUAUAAAGCAACAAUAGAGCUCAACAUACUGGGGAGUCAAAAGGGAAAAUCACCCCAUAGGGUUCCUCUCCCUCCACCUGCAUAUGGCGCGUCAUCUUUUAGUAGCUCUAAACCUUCUCAUUUUACUAGUUUCAAGCCUAGUGUACCAAGUGUUCCUGCUUAUCACGAAGAAAGCACCUCUGUCGGCUCAGCUCCACCUGCUCCCACUUCUACCUAUGAUAACCAGGUUUGCCCCAUCUGCCUAAGCAAUCCAAAGGACAUGGCCUUCGGUUGUGGGCAUCAGACAUGCUGUGAAUGUGGAAGAGACCUUGAGACAUGCCCAAUAUGUCGAAGCCCUGUCAAUACGAGAAUAAAACUUUACUAAGCAGCUUCUUUCUCGCCUUGGUUUGUAGUUUUCGUCUUUCCUACCCCAACAUUCUUUUUUAAAUUCGUUAAUAUGUUAUGUGAUUAUAAAUGAGUACUAGCUAGGUCUGGCUGUAAGUUAGUUGCUGCCUCCGAGCUUGCGUCAUGGAUGUGGGAAAGAAUGUUAGCAGAAGAAAAUGGUGUUAGCAAAUAAAGUUACUUCCUCUGUACAUUUUUUGUAAUUGGAUUCGUGUUUUAUAAAAUUUAUUUGUAAGGAUGCUGGUGAAAAAUGUUUUGCUUAUACCAGUAGCCAAACGAAGUUUAUUUAUUCGAUGGCGUAACCGUGUAGGUUUGGAUACCUGACCUCAUUUGCUUGUAGUUGUUGACAAUCUGUUAGUUCUAUGGUUGAGUAUUUUUGCAAGUCAUGAAUGAAAUUGAUAAUAUGCUGAAUUCAGAC